Messenger RNA from Papaver somniferum (opium poppy), 1801 nucleotides. RefSeq lists its product as uncharacterized. The coding region runs from base 533 to 1027 and encodes 164 amino acids. The transcript is spliced from 2 exons. NCBI's taxonomy places the organism in Eukaryota, Viridiplantae, Streptophyta, Magnoliopsida, Ranunculales, Papaveraceae. The record is from RefSeq and is a predicted model, not a curated record.
UUGUCCGACAUCUCACCGAUAAACAUUUUCCUACUGAUAAGGUAAGGCAACAUGGAGUGAUAGGAUUCAACACAACGGUGAUGUAUAUGCUUUGUGGGAAGAAGCUCUUAAGAAACUUAAGAUGUGGUUAUGUACACGGUGUAUGCAUCUGCACGCUUGGAGGAAAUGUUGCAAGUCACAUAAAGGUGAUAUAACCCCUGCUCACUUCAAUGGUACAGAUGUGGUUUUCUCAUCCAUGGUAUAGCAACACCGUCUGCAGAGUUUUGAGGAAAGUCUGGGGUGAGAAGAAUUGCAGUUUGUUUCAAUAAACCAUGCUCUUAAACAAUGGCGUGAUUCAGAUGGUUGCCUUAAGUUAGUUCAAAAAUUAAUUGUAGACCAUAAGUUCUUAACCAAUCAUAAAUUUCCCUGCAGUAAGUAUAAGUAAGAGGACAUUAAUUUGCGUCCGUGUAGAAAAAAAUUAAGUCAGGGAACAUUUAUUGUUGCAAUUAGAGUUCUUACUUCUAAUGUUGUUGCUCUUUGUAAUGACGAUACUAUGGAAGUUCUUAAGAUUAAACAUCUCACUGUACCAGCACCAGUAAUAUCCACUUCACCAAUUGAUUUUGAUGCUUUUGUUGUUAAUAAAGAUAUGGUUUUAGGAAGAAUUAGGAGCUUCCCCGAAGACACUGCUUGUGGAAGAGAUGGUUGUCAUGCUCAGCAUUUCUUAGAUGCUUUGAGUGGACCAGCUGUUGUUGUUUCCGAUGAUGUCCAUGCUUUCAUUAUUGCCAUUGUCAAUCUUCUGCUUGCAGGUAAAUGUCCUCCCUCACUUUGUGAGUUUAUUGCAAGUGCUCCAUUGACCCCAUUACUUAAACUUGAAGGGGAUAUUAUACCAAUGGUUGUGGGUAAAAUUUUGCGCAGACAUGUUUCUAAGGUGGUUGCUUCAUCUGUAAGUAAGGAUAUGCAUGUUUAUUUAGGCGAUUAUCAGUUUGGUGUUGGUGUCCCUUGUGGUAGUGAAGCUAUAUUACGCUCCGCUAAUCGUAUUUUAGAAUAAAAAGGAACAAGUAACCUAAUGUCUAUGUUGCUGGUAGAUUUUAAGAAUGCUUUUAACCUUGUUGAUAGGGAAAUAAUGAUUUCUGAAGUGAGAUGUAAUUGUCCCACUAUAUCUAGGUGGGUUGAAUUUUGUUAUGCCUCUCCUGCUGGGCUCUAUUAUGACACAUCUACUUUGUCAUCGGCUCAAGGAAUCCAACAAGGUGAUCCACUAAGACCAUUGCUUUUUGCGUUGGCUUUACACCCUCUAGAGAAGAAGAUUGUUGCACAUUGUUCCUUGGAUCUUCAGGCCUAGUAUGUAGAUGAUGGUACUAUCAUUGGUGAUACUUUGCAAGUAUCUAAAGCACUUCAAAUCAUCCAAUCCGAGGGUCCAGUGCUUGGUCUUCAUCUCAAUUUACAUAAAACUGAAAUUUUUUGGCCUACUGUUGAUGAAAGAAGUCGACUUGAAGAUGUUUUUCCUGCAGAAAUCGCCAUACCAACUGAAGGGGAUAAACUUCUUGGGAUUCCUGUCAGUUUGAAUCACCAGUUCUGCAGUGACAUUAUUUUAGAUCGUGUGAACAAAACUGUACACUUGAUGCAUGCCAUACAAAGUUUAGGAGACCCCCGAAGUGAGCUCUUGCUAUUGCACAAUUGUGCAUGUAUUUCCAAACUAUAUUUUACUAUGAGGACUACUGCACCAAUGUAUUUGACACUCAUCUCUUCAGCUAUGUGUGAUGUUUGAUUGUGUAUGAUGGACCUGGAUAUGGUGUAUUAUAACACGGGUUUGCUACUUUUCCUA